Messenger RNA from Trichomonas vaginalis G3, 543 nucleotides. RefSeq names its product ribosome assembly. Gene Ontology annotation, biological process: ribosome assembly. The record is from RefSeq and is a predicted model, not a curated record. The transcript has a single exon. Gene Ontology annotation, cellular component: nucleus. Lineage: Eukaryota; Parabasalia; Trichomonadida; Trichomonadidae. Gene Ontology annotation, molecular function: RNA binding. Bases 1 to 543 code for a protein of 180 amino acids.
AUGCGUCCACUUACACAGAAAGAAGCCCAAAUUUUCUUCGAAAAGCUUUCUAAGUUCAUUGGAGAUAAUGGCAAAGCCCUUAUCGAGCGUGAGGAUGGCACAUGGAUUUUUGCAAUUCAUAAUAAGCGCGUAUAUUACAUGAAAGAAGAACUCCUCAAUCUUUGUAAACCAUUUUCUUUCCCAUUAAUCCUUUCAGCAGGCAUAUGCAUGGGCAAAUUCACAAAAACAGGCAGAUUUUUCUUACAGAUUACAGCAUUACCAAUUAUCGCUCCUUACGCUCAGUAUAAAGUUUGGCUCAAACAGUCCGCAGAACUUGGUUUCUUGUAUGGCCAGCAUAUUCUUAACGAAGGUAUCGAAACAAUGACUGAAGGCACACCAAAGAACGUUGGUGUUGUCGUUUACAAUCAUAAUAACUUACCAAUUGGUCUUGGUGUUGCUUUACAGGAUUCUGUUCAACGCCGUUUGGCAUCACCAACAAUUAUGGUAGUAGCACGCCAAGCAGAUCUUGGUGAGUACCUUAGAUCCGAAUCUAAUAUUGCAUAA